GUUCUGUUUAUGCCUUUGCUUGUCAACUACGUUAGCUAGCAUAGAUCUGUUGUAUGUCUGGUAAUUUAGCUAGGCUAGCUAUAUUACCUCGAAAACAUAAUUCCCAAACUAACGUUAGGAUGGUGAAUUCGAAUAGCCAAAGGCUUAUUAUCAACCUCGCUAACUAAGCUCUUUUUCAAUGCCAAGUAGAAUCAGUGAGAACCUGAGCCACACUUGUGUUUGUCAUUUCAAUCGCAAUGUUCAAGUUCAAAACUUAGCUGCUUGCGUUAUCAUAAUGUUAUCUGUAUGCUACGUUAGGGAGGGCAAAAUUGAGCUGUUGGACGUAGCUCGCCAGCAGUAUGUGCACAACAUUGGCACGGCGGGGUGUGUGUACGCCCUGUCCGCGAUUCUGCCUAUACAGACCUGCGGUUCCCAUGGGCACCACUGCAAAGGAAGAAAUGGACAAAUUCUGGGACAAAAACACUCGACUAAACCGACCUAUGUCUCCUCACAUUACAGUCUACAGGUGGUCUAUCCCCAUGGUGAUGUCCAUCACUCACAGAGGCACAGGCGUGGGACUUAGCGGAGGUAUUUCUCUCUUUGCACUUGCUGCGUUGGUGUUGCCAGGUGACUACACCUCUCACCUGGAGCUGGUCAAUUCCCUGUCCCUGGGCCCCGCCCUCAUCACCAGCGCCAAGUUCAUCCUGGCAUUCCCCGUGAUGUAUCACACCUGUAAUGGCAUCCGUCACCUGGUGUGGGACCUGGGCAAGGGCUUUAAGAUCCCGGAGGUGUACCGCUCAGGCUACAUGGUCGUGGUCCUGUCGCUGCUCUCUGCGAUGGCACUCGCUGCUCUGUGAGCUGAGGGUGGACCUGGGGGAAUCAAUCCGUUUAUUCUGUGUCUGCCAAAACCCGUUUGUCUGCAAUAAAGUAUACCUAUAUUUACCCGUU
Conger conger (European conger) is the source of this 927-nucleotide messenger RNA. RefSeq names its product succinate dehydrogenase complex, subunit C, integral membrane protein (gene sdhc). Gene Ontology annotation, biological process: tricarboxylic acid cycle; mitochondrial electron transport, succinate to ubiquinone. Bases 339 to 836 code for a protein of 165 amino acids. The record is from RefSeq and is a predicted model, not a curated record. Lineage: Eukaryota; Metazoa; Chordata; Actinopteri; Anguilliformes; Congridae. Gene Ontology annotation, cellular component: membrane. Gene Ontology annotation, molecular function: succinate dehydrogenase activity; electron transfer activity. The transcript has 6 exons.